This is a messenger RNA of Monoraphidium neglectum, 1005 nucleotides long. Its product is annotated as D-3-phosphoglycerate dehydrogenase. The record is from RefSeq and is a predicted model, not a curated record. Lineage: Eukaryota; Viridiplantae; Chlorophyta; Chlorophyceae; Sphaeropleales; Selenastraceae. The transcript is spliced from 9 exons. Gene Ontology annotation, molecular function: phosphoglycerate dehydrogenase activity; NAD binding. The coding region runs from base 1 to 1005 and encodes 334 amino acids.
AUGGCUGAGUUGGCGCUGACCGUUAUCAAAUAUUAUCUGCCCGAGGCCGCCGCUGGCACUGACGGCUGCCCCUCUUCGCAGGCCCGUGCCAUCACCAACAAGCGUUUUAUCACCGUAAACCGCGGCGCCAUGUCGGGAGGCAAGGCCCCGGGCGGCAAGCCCGUCGUGCUCAUCACAGAGAAGCUCGGCGAUCCUGGCAUUGAGAUGCUCAAGGAGACCGCCGAGGUCGUGGUGGCGCUCAACCUGACGCCAGAUCAGCUCAACGAGCAGAUCAAGCGCGCCGAUGCCCUCAUCGUCCGCAGUGCCACCAAGGUCACGCGCGCGGUGUUCGAGGCGGCCAACGGCGGGCUCAAGGUCGUGGGCCGCGCCGGCGUCGGUGUUGACAAUGUGGACCUCGGCGCAGCCACCGAGUACGGCUGCCUGGUGGUGAACGCGCCGACUGCCAACACCGUCGCCGCCGCGGAGCACGGCAUCGCGCUGCUGUGCGCGCUGGCGCGCAACGUGGCGCAGGCCGACGCGUCGAUGCGCGGCGGCAAGUGGGAGCGCGGCAAGCUGGUCGGCGUGAGCAUGGUGGACAAGACGCUGGCUGUCAUGGGCUUUGGCAAGGUCGGCAGCGAGGUCGCGCGCCGCGCCCGCGGCCUGGGCAUGACCGUGAUCGCCCACGACCCGUACGCCAGCGAGGACAAGGCGCGCGCCCAGGGCGUCCAGCUGGUGUCGUUCGACGACGCACUGGCGCGGGGCGACUUCUUCAGCCUGCACAUGCCCCUGACCCCGGGCACCAAGAAGAUGUUCAAUGAUGACGCCUUCGCCAAGAUCAAGAAGGGCGCUCGCGUGAUCAACGUGGCGCGCGGCGGCGUGAUCGACGACGACGCGCUCGCGCGCGCGCUGGACUCCGGGGCCGUGGCGGCGGCGGCGCUGGACGUGUUCGAGGAGGAGCCCCCAAAGGUGGAGGGCCACCCCCUCAUCGGCAGGUUCGCGGAAACGUUCGAUUGCGCAAAUUGCUAA